GUCCUGCAUUAUUAGCAAAAAAUAAUGAAAUUUUUAAAGAUAGAGAUUUUGAGUCUUUGUUGAAAUUGGCUGAUAGCGAAAAAAGAAAUCAAUUUGAUAAGAUUAGAGUAAUGGGUGUCAGAUUCAAUUCAAUUUAUCAUAUCACCAAUACUCCUACUUUUAUUACUGGUAAUAAUUACAUUAUUCUUGAUCUACAUGAGUGGUACUAUGAUAGUGGUAAAAAAUUCAAUUUUGUUGAGAAUAAUUUGUAUAAUAAAUCAUUUAAUGGAACACCAUUUAAUGGUAUCCUAUUUCGUUAUCCCCUUUGUACCAAUAAUGAUUCGAAAAUUUCUGAUGAAAUUUAUGAAUCCAGCAAUAUCUUAGAAAUGUUUCAUAGAUUUUACGAAAAUAAUAGCAUACUGUUUCUAAAAUUUAUUGAGAAUAUUACUUUUUAUGAAUUAAAAAAAGGUGUUAUUGAACCUGAAUUACUAUAUGUGAUUCAAUUGAAAAAUGCUGAUGAAAUUCAAGAACAACGUUGUUUGAUAACAAAAGAAAUUGUACCAAUGAUGAAUUCAUUACAAUUGGGUGAACUUGGAGUUAAUAAUCAAUUACAUACAUCCUAUAUCACAUCAUUCUGUUGUAAAAAAGGAGAUUUCAAAGAGAAUAACACAUGGUUAAUUUUUAAUUAUCUUGAUGACUUACUUGAAGCCGAAGCACAUUUUCAAGAGAAUUUAAAAGAAAUAUAG
Molecule: messenger RNA, 725 nt
Organism: Funneliformis mosseae
Lineage: Eukaryota; Fungi; Glomeromycota; Glomeromycetes; Glomerales; Glomeraceae
Source: the annotation of a GenBank genome assembly